This is a messenger RNA of Striga asiatica, 2586 nucleotides long. Lineage: Eukaryota; Viridiplantae; Streptophyta; Magnoliopsida; Lamiales; Orobanchaceae. The record is from the annotation of a GenBank genome assembly.
AUGACACGGCGUAGGGACGAGUACGAGGACGACGACGACCAGGAGCCGGAGGAGGAGGAGUACGCCGUCGACGAAGAAGACGAGGAGGAGGAUAACUACGAGGACGACGGCGGGAAGACGAAGCGCAGAGGGGUGGAUCGCAAUUCGUACGCCGAGGAAGACGAGGACGAGGAUGAGGACGAGGAAUACGGCGGGGGCCGCCGUGGCCGUGGAGGGAAGCGCAGGAAGGGUCCGAUGGACUUCUUUGACGACGAAGCAGUUGUGGAUAGCGAUGAGAAAGAGGAUGAAGAUGAUGAAGCGGAAGACGAUUUCAUUGAUAAAGGGGCUGAUUUACCUGAUGAGGAUGAUAGACGAAUGCAUCGCCGUCCCCUGCUUCCACAUGAGGAUGAGCAAGAAGAUGUUGAGGAAAUUGAGAGACAAAUUCAUGAGAGAUAUGGUGCUAGGAGCCUUAAUGUUGAAUAUGAUAAGGAGGCUACAGAUGUAGAACAGCAAGCUCUACUGCCAUCCGUGAGGGACCCAAAACUAUGGAUGGUGAAAUGUGCGAUUGGUCGUGAAAGGGAGAUAGCUGUCUGCCUCAUGCAAAAGUGCAUUGAUAGAGGACCCAAAAUGCAAAUUAGAUCUGCCAUAGCACUCGAUCAUCUCAAAAACUACAUAUACAUAAAAGCAGACAAAGAGGCUCAUGUGAGGGAGGCUGUUAAUGGUAUGCGAAAUAUUUAUCCAAGUAAGAAAAUACUCGUCCCAAUCAAGGAGAUGACAGAUGUUCUUUCGGUUGAAAGCAAAGCAAUUGAUAUUUCUAGGGACACCUGGGUUAGAAUGAAGAUUGAAAUGAACCAUGGAAGUUCUGUUUUAUGUAAAUGCAAGGUUGUAGAUGUUGACAAUGUGCGACAGAGAGCUACCGUGAAAUUAAUCCCAAGGAUUGACUUGCAGGCCCUGGCUAUCAAAUUGGUUGUUGGUGGUGACAAGCUUUUGUGUGUAUGGCAGGAAGGGCGGGAAGUUCCAAAGAAAAAGGCAUUUACUCCUCCUGCACGGUUGAUGAAUAUUGAUGAAGCUAGUGACACUAGUUUUGGUGUAAUCAUAAGUGUUGAGAGUGAAGCUUUUCAGGAUGUUCCAAAGAGACCUGAUGUUGCCCUGGUGAGGUUAAGGGAGAUUAAGUACAUGAAGCUUUUGUUGGAGCUCUUUAUGAUCUGCUCUGUGUCUGUAGGGAAACUUAUAGAUACCGAAUGGGAAGUGAACCCCUAUGCAUCCUUCUUGAACACCACUGCAUCCGUAUUUGACUCCUAUGAGAGAUGCGGACAACUGGGAAGAUGGAAUCCUGGUUCGUGGGGAACUAGUCCACAAUAUCAGCUAGGAAGUCCUUCACGAGCUUACGAAGGGCCUACUCCUUGUUCGGGUUGGACAAAUACUCCAAACAACAAUUACGGUGAUGCAGGCACACCAAGGGAUAAUAGUGGUUCAGCCUAUGCAAAUGCUCCAAGUCCAUACUUGCCCUGGACACCUGGCGGGCAACCGAUGACACCUGGAAGUGGUGGUUUGGAUAUGAUGUCCCCAUUUUUAGGUGGGGACAGUGAAGGAGGCCUUUGGUUCCUCCCAGAAAUUUUGGUCAAUGUGCGUAGGUCUGGUGAAGAUAACUCACUUGGAGUUAUCAAAGACGUGCAGCCGUCUCACGUGGUCGACGGUGGGUUAGAGUUUAGACCGUUAUUGGACGAGUUGGGUCGAACCGUAAAAGUCCCAUAUGCAAGGAGAAAGAACGUGAAGACGUACGACUGCCACCUCAUCCAGGCGCCGGGAAACGGGGGACUCCUGCUCGUCAUGAAGUUGAUGAGAGGCGAAUAUCUGGAGGACGGCGUGGAGUUUAAGGUCUUCCGGGUGGAGGUUGCCGCCGGCCGCCGAGUGGAGUGUGUGGAGCUCGAGAGUGUGGAUGAGUGGACCAUCUUCAUCAACAAUUUGGGGAGCAGCUUUUGCCGCACCUCUCGAAAACGAGUAUGUCGACCGAAUUCUGUAUACUACACCGAUGAUGAUGAAAAAGACAGAGCGGUGAAAAUUUACGACUUGGGGGAGAGGAGCACAACCGUGUUGAUGCCUUUUCGUUAUGCGAGACGCUAUGUGUCUCUCGUUGACCGCCGGUGCAAAACCACUGAAAUCCCCAUCAUGCAUUGCAAGCGCAUACUCGGCUCCGGCCACGGCUGGCUGGUCCUCGUGAACAUCAUUACCGGCAACUCCUUCCUGUGGAAUCCAAUAUCGAUGCGCGAGAUCGGGCUUCCUUGCCUGCACCGCCCGUUAGACUACAACCGGUGCGUCCUGACCGGGCCCCCGACCGAGCCCGACUGCCACGUCAUCUUCUGUUCAGCCAACGACAAGGAGCGAACCGUGUUCCGGGUUAGGGACGGCACCACUGUCUGUUCGCCACCUGGCGAAGCGGGUGGAGGAGUCGUGCUCGUCGCCUUGGCCUCCUUCCGAGGGGAGACGUACGGUGUAGUCGACACAGACGAUGGCGAAUUUGAGUUUGUGACCGUCCACGUGGUCGACGGUGGGGUCGAGUUUAGACCGUUGUUGGAUGAGUUGGGUCAAACCCUAAGGUCCCGAUAA